ACCGGGCAUAGCCUUACUGACGAGUCCACCGGUAUUUCAAGUCGAUUGGAGCAAAAUUGACCAAGUUACGAGUAUUUUUAUACAUGUCGGAUUUUAAUACCUACCCGACCCGAGCGUGCUAUUCUUACCUGGCAGACGUUUCGCUCUCUAUAUAAUACCUAAUCUUACCCUCCAGAUCUAUCUAUAGAAAUUUUCACUUAAGUACAAACCUCCUUAUACCUGUACUGUAUAUUUUGUCAGUAUAGAGUAUAGAAUUUGGUGUAGCGGUAAAUAUUCUAUCGAGCAGACGUACACGUGCGUUCCUAUUUUCGCAUCAUUUUGGUUCCGUUUUCAUUAAGUUUUGUAUUAAAUUAUUACUAAAAUGCCUAAAAAAAUUACAAGAGCUGAUAGAAAAGCAACUGGUUCGAGAUUAUAUCGACCUAGAAAAAUUGUACCUCCGCACAAACGUAAAAACGAAGGCAUUUCAACGAGUAGCGCGUCGGCUAAAAAAAUGAAAGUGACCGUUGAAGAUCAAGUUGCGGAGGACCUUGAAAAACAUUAUAGGAUAAUUGAUUUUUUAUUAGUCUUUUCAACAAUUGCUACGCUAGUGAAGUGUGUGAAAUGUGAUGGAAAAGUAAAUUUUCAUUCGACUAAGAAAGAAGGCCUUGGAUUUAACAUCAAAGUGUCGUGCGAAUGCUGUAAACAGAUUACAAAUGUUCCGUCUAGUGCAAGAAUAAACUCUGGUAUUUUCGAAGUUAAUUAUCGGUUUGUUUUCGUGAUGAGGAUAUUAGGCCUUGGAUUAGAUGGCUGUGAAAAGUUCUGCGGCUUGAUGGAUUUGUCCAGUAGGUUUUUAUCGACAUCGACGUACAAUGAUUACGUGAAAAAAAUGUGCUCGACCGUAAGAGAAGUAGCGAGUCGAUUUUUUUUAUCUGCUAUAAAAGAAGAAAAAGCAGCAACAGCCGAAGAGAAAAAGACUGAAGAUGCCGACGAACUCACCGUAUCGGCCGACGGAACAUGGAAGAAAAGAGGCUUCUCAUCUUUAUUCGGCGCCACCUCGUUAAUCGGUUACUUUACAGGUAAAGUUCUUGACAUUUUCGUCAAAAGUUCAUACUGCCAUGAAUGUAAAACUUGGGAACAUAAAUUAAACUCUGCCGAAUACGAAGAGUGGCAUGAAGCCCAUGUAAGUGCUGGCAAGUGUCGGGCAAAUCAUACCGGUGCAACUGGGAGUAUGGAGGUCGAAGCGAUAAAAACCAUGUUUCAACGCUCGGUAAAGAAUGGUGUACGAUAUCGCAACUAUAUCGGCGACGGUGACUCUAAAGCUUACUCCGAGUUGGUGAAUUCUAAACCUUAUGGCGAUGAUUUUUCAAUAGUGAAAAAAGAAUGUGUAGAACAUGUUCAAAAAAGAAUGGGCACUCGUCUACGUGAAAUAGUCAACAAUACCGUUGUCGAUACUGAAACUAAGGCUGGAAAGAAGAUUGAAAGAAAGAGUCUGUCUGCUAAAGGGAAGCUUACGGCUAAAAUGAUCGAUAAACUGACGGUACACUACGGUUCGGCUAUUAGACGUUACUCUGAUUCCGUGGAAAGUAUGAAGAAUGCUAUCUGGGCAACGUUCUUUCACUACAGUUCGACGGACGAGAAUCCGCAGCAUAAAAAAUGCCCGAGCGGCGCGGACUCCUGGUGCGAAUGGCAAAAAGCUGCAGCUGCUGAUGCAUUGGAUUCGUUCAAACACACGUACAGUGCUCUUCCGGAGGAUGUUUUGAAUGCCAUCGAGCCUAUCUAUGAAGAUCUGAGCAAAGAUGCUCUCCUGGAGCGAUGUGUCGGAAGCUUCACGCAGAGCAACAAUGAGAGUUUGAACCAACUUAUUUGGAAAAUCUCACCAAAGCACUUGAGUGAAACCUCUGUCAUCGUUGAAAUUGCAGCUUAUGUGGCAGCCAGUGUUUUCAACGAAGGUUCUUUUGCUUUACUAACCUUCAUGCAAGACAUGGGAAUCAGUAGUGGAUCAAGCGCUCAUGACUGGGCGCGAUCAACUGACUCCAUACGUGUAAGCCGAGCAGAGCAGGAAGCUGAAAGACAAACUAAAGAAGGGUAGGAUUGGUCGUAGACAGGAGCAAAAAAGGCAGGACCUGGCAUUGGUGAUUUAGUGUGAGGUAAGCCGAUAAAAUUCGCUUAUGAACGUUUUAUACCAGAUUUUUUAGUGUUCAAAACUUUAAAGCGUUUUCCCCACAACUCACGUUUUCAAAGUCGGUGACCCUCAUAACUUCGAAACUACAGCACCGAGCCUUUUCAAAUUUUGAACACUAUUUCUGUACAUAAUUUACGAGGUAACGCUGGAGAGUUUUUUCAAAUUUGUUAAUUAUUUUUAUUUUACAAUAACAAAUUAGCCGAUUUUUUCGCAGAAAACCGCGUUUUUCCAUUCAAAGUGUUCCAAAAAAGUGAAAAAUUGAACUUUCGCAAAACCCUGCCAGCGUUACCCGGGGAAAACUGUUACCUAACGAAUGAACUUUGAUUUUUUGAUUUUAAAUGAUCCAGCAUCAAGUUAUGAGCAAUUCUAUUUUUUUCCGAGACACGUCCGAAUAAUUGCUGCCAUUGCUGUAUUUUUUAAUAUUUCUCCGUGAAAAUUUUAUACAACAUUCUUCGAAUGUCAUACUUUAAUGUACUAUUGGUUUUAAUAAAGAGAUUUUAACUGUGUCGUCACAAAAAAUUCACAAAAACAUGCCUUUUUUGUACGAAUUAACCUUAGCGCCCCCUCCCC
This is a messenger RNA of Bombus huntii, 2731 nucleotides long. RefSeq lists its product as uncharacterized. The coding region runs from base 362 to 2068 and encodes 568 amino acids. The transcript has 2 exons. The record is from RefSeq and is a predicted model, not a curated record. Lineage: Eukaryota; Metazoa; Arthropoda; Insecta; Hymenoptera; Apidae.